This is a messenger RNA of Thamnophis sirtalis, 1682 nucleotides long. Its product is annotated as F-box only protein 44. The record is from RefSeq and is a predicted model, not a curated record. NCBI's taxonomy places the organism in Eukaryota, Metazoa, Chordata, Lepidosauria, Squamata, Natricidae. Gene Ontology annotation, molecular function: ubiquitin protein ligase activity; protein binding. Gene Ontology annotation, biological process: ERAD pathway; glycoprotein catabolic process; SCF-dependent proteasomal ubiquitin-dependent protein catabolic process. Gene Ontology annotation, cellular component: cytoplasm; SCF ubiquitin ligase complex.
CCCAUCCCGCCUCUUCAACAGCAAAGCAGGCAACGCCUUCCUCUCUUCCGCAUCUUAGCAAAGUUAUACUUGAGUUGCGGCACCCUGUUGCUGAUCGGGACUGGAGAGGGCAGCUUUUUCCUGCCCGGAGGGGGCACAAAUUCCUUUCCUGCCUCUUCCUUGCAAGCCAGUCGUCCUUGGCACAAAAAAAACAACCCAUGGCAAGCAUUCAAGAUCUGCCGGAUGACAUUUUGCUGGCUGUCUUCCGCCUGCUCCCAAUCAAGGAGCUGAUCUGGAACUGCCGGCUGGUUUGUUCACGGUGGCGAGACAUCUUGGACACCCCUUCCCUGUGGAGGCGCAAGUACCAAGAGGAGGACGCUGACCUGGGGAUGCCAAAGACCUUCUACAUUUUCUGCCACUUGGAGAGGAACUUAAUCAAGAACCCUUGUGGCGAAGACGGAUUAGACUUCUGGGAUACGGCCACGCCUUCAAACGGACAGUGGAAAAUUAAAGAUGUCUUUGAAAAAGACUCCGCAAAGCUGCAGUCCUGGGACUUCCUUCAGAGGAAUCUUUUUGUAAAAGAUGAAUGGAUACCCUAUCAAGAGGUUGAAAAAUGUUUUGCUGUGUACAAUGGGCUCUGCACAAAGUCUCAGCUCAUCACGUUGAAGGAUGAAGGUUACUGGGAUCAGCUGAUGGAUGACGGGAGACCCACAAUUAUGGUGAAGGAUUGGUUUUACAGCAGCUUCAACAGCCAUUACAAGUUGAGUGUGAAGCUGUUGUCCGAGGAUUUCAAAGUCAUCCGAGAGUAUCAUUCCAAGAACAAAUACAAAUACGACUCCGAGUACAAUAACGAAUGGCGCCAGGUCUCGCAUGGUUUUCACAACAUCCCUCCUGGAAUCCGUCACAUCUUUUUUCAGCACCAAGGCCUGAAUUUCAACUGGCAGCAAUCGAGCUUUGGUGCCAAACUCAUGAAGUGCUUGAAAAUGGCCAAAGACAGGGGGAAAUCCCCAAGGAUGAGGAUUACCAAAACGAGCGUCACCGUUGGACCGUUUUCCCUAGACAGGGCCCUGUACAACAGACACGGCCGAGAGAUUAGACACUGUCACUUCAGCAGGUGUCCCUGCCGGGGGAACUACAUCCAUUUGUAACGUUUUCGUAAGCAGACGCAAUAACCGAGGAGUGUCCUUGCAAACCUUUUCCUUCCCCCAGAAAAGUUAAAAGCGAAGCAACGGGGUGAAGUGGCCCAGAGGAAGUUGUCUCCUUCUCAUUCCCUCUGAAAAUAAGAGCAUUUUUAAAAAGAAAGCACGUCCAGCACCCAGACAGUUACGACAGGAUGGACUUUAUUGGGCACGGAAAAUAAUAAUAAUUAGGCUACCACAAGGCAUCGAAACACAAAAACAGUUUGUGCAGUUUGCUUGCAAUAUUUGGGAAAACCACUGCCCUCCAAAGCUUUUGAACGCCUCACAAUUACUUUUUGCUCUCCCUCCAAAUGCACAAAGGGUAAGAACACAAGCAAAAAUAGUGGGAAAAUAGGUGGAUAUUCUACCAGAGGUUGAAUUCUCUUUUCCUUCCGAAAGGAUCUAUUUUCUUCUACCUCCUCUGCAAACGUUGUAACAUUCAAUGUUAAAGUACUUUAUUGUCCCUUCAUUUUCUGGGCUGUUAUGGCAACAGCCUGGAUAAUAAAAUCUUCUGCGAGGCCCCUA